This is a messenger RNA of Colletotrichum higginsianum IMI 349063, 900 nucleotides long. Its product is annotated as Uricase. Lineage: Eukaryota; Fungi; Ascomycota; Sordariomycetes; Glomerellales; Glomerellaceae. Gene Ontology annotation, cellular component: peroxisome. The transcript has a single exon. Gene Ontology annotation, biological process: purine nucleobase catabolic process; urate catabolic process. The record is from RefSeq and is a predicted model, not a curated record. The coding region runs from base 1 to 900 and encodes 299 amino acids. Gene Ontology annotation, molecular function: urate oxidase activity.
AUGUCUUACCUCGCCUCCGCCCGCUACGGCAAGGACAAUGUCCGCGUCUACAAGGUCGAGCGCGACGGCGCCACCCAGACCGUCACUGAAAUGACCGUCUGCUGCCUGCUCGAGGGCGACAUCGACACGUCGUACACAGCCGCCGACAACAGCGUCGUCGUCGCCACUGACUCCAUCAAGAACACCAUCUACAUCAAGGCCAAGGAGAACCCCGUCAACCCUCCCGAGCUCUUCGCCUCCAUCCUCGGCGCCCACUUCCUCGACACCUACGCCCACAUCCACACUGCCAACAUCAAGAUCGUCCAGCACCGCUGGACCCGCAUGACCAUCGACGGCAAGCCGCACCCUCACUCAUUCUUCCGCGACGGCGAGGAGACUCGCAAUGUCGAGGCUCGCGUCUCCCGCCAUGAAGGCAUAGCUCUCGCCAGCGCCAUCCAGAAGCUCACCGUCCUCAAGUCCACCGGCUCCGCCUUCCACGGCUUUGUCCGCGACGAGUACACCACCCUUCCCGAGACCUGGGACCGCAUACUUUCCACCGACGUCGACGCCGGCUGGACCUGGAAGUUUUCGGACCUUGCCGCCGUGAGGGCCGCCGUGCCCCGCUUCGACCCGGCGUGGCAGGCAGCCCGCGACAUUACUAUGAAGACCUUUGCCGAGGAUGAGAGCGCCAGCGUGCAGAACACAAUGUACAAGAUGUGCGAGCAGAUCCUCGCCGCCGUCCCCGAGGUCCUGACCGCCACCUACUCCCUUCCCAACAAGCACUACUUUGAGGUUGACCUCAGCUGGCACAAGGGACUCAAGAACACGGGCAAGGACGCAGAGGUCUACGCCCCACAGUCCGGGCCCAACGGUCUCAUCAAGUGCGAGGUCGGGCGCAAGCCCGAGACGGCCAAGUUGUGA